CUGAGCUUUAAAAUUUGGCAAUGUGGUGGACGAAUGCUUGAAACGGCUUGUUCUCGUAUCGGCCACGUUUAUCGCUAUCGACCGAUAUCCGUUAACUUGCACAUCAAAUACGAUUUUGUGUCCACCAAUUACAUGCGAGUCGCUGAAGUUUGGAUGGAUGAAUACAAACGGUAUUUGUAUGAAAGACAACCAUCGGUUUAUGGCCACCUAAAUCCCGGUGAUUUGAGCAAACAAAAGGCGUUACGAAAGCGACUGCAAUGUAAACCAUUCAAGUGGUACAUGGAACAUGUCGCAUUCGAUUUGAUCGACCAUUUUCCCUUGGAUGAACCCAGUUUUGCAUAUGGUGGAAUUAAAAAUUUAGGCUUGAAUUUAUGUGUUGACACGAUGAGUAAAAAAGGCUUUACACCGCUUGGUUUGUUUUCAUGUGCAGAGAACAUCUCUAAUCCACAACUUCCACAGACUUUCAGCUGGACACUGGACCAUAGUCUUCGUGUUCGAUUCGAGCCUCGUUGCUGGUCCAAAAUGUAUGGCAAUAUGGUUUGGUUGCUAUCUUGCUGGAAAAAUAAUAAACUCAUCCGAGAAGUGCUCUGGAAAUACGACAUUGAGCGUAAAUGGAUCAUCAACAAAAGUGAUGGCUACUGUUUGGAUGUCAAUACGAAGGAACAGGUGAUUUUAAGCCGAUGUCGGCGGAAUGACCCGAAUCAAAUGUGGGAGUUUGGCAAUUUAAAUCGUACAGCAUUGAAAACCCUUGGCUAUAAAUUUAACUAGACUUUU
This is a messenger RNA of Sitodiplosis mosellana (orange wheat blossom midge), 774 nucleotides long. RefSeq names its product N-acetylgalactosaminyltransferase 6-like. Lineage: Eukaryota; Metazoa; Arthropoda; Insecta; Diptera; Cecidomyiidae. The coding region runs from base 34 to 768 and encodes 244 amino acids. Gene Ontology annotation, cellular component: Golgi apparatus. The record is from RefSeq and is a predicted model, not a curated record. The transcript is spliced from 3 exons.